This is a messenger RNA of Clarias gariepinus (North African catfish), 770 nucleotides long. RefSeq names its product sialic acid-binding lectin-like. The record is from RefSeq and is a predicted model, not a curated record. Gene Ontology annotation, molecular function: nucleic acid binding; RNA nuclease activity. Bases 63 to 479 code for a protein of 138 amino acids. The transcript is spliced from 2 exons. Gene Ontology annotation, biological process: angiogenesis; defense response to Gram-negative bacterium; defense response to Gram-positive bacterium. Lineage: Eukaryota; Metazoa; Chordata; Actinopteri; Siluriformes; Clariidae.
UUGUGAACAAGUGUCUUCUUAUCUUCUUGACUGACAGUAUUUCAUCCUCUACUGUUGACAACAUGGAGGUCUAUGUGUUCAGCCUGGUUUUGCUGUUGGUGUUGAGCGCCACUCUGCCUGCUGAAGCCCAGAACUGGAAGGAAUUUAAAAAUAAGCAUAUUUACCUGAACAUGCCUGAGAAUAAAUGUACUAACACAAUCAAAGAGCGAAAAAUCAAUAACGGUGGUGCCUGCAAAACUAUGAACAGCUUCAUAGUGGCCACAGAUGAUCAGGUCAAAGCUGUGUGUGGGAGAGCUGGCCAUCGUGUGCGUGGGAAUCUUUAUGAAAGCAACCUGCGUUUCAAUGUGAUCACUUGCAUAAAAAAAGAACUUAACCCCUGUUCAUAUGAUGGUCGUCAGAACGCUUUAUACAUUCUAAUUAAAUGUGAGAGAGGUUUUCCUGUGCAUUAUGAGGGACAAAGAUCUAGUUCAUUUCCUUAAGGUUGCCAUUUAAAAGGCUAACCAUGUAGUGAAAUGCAAUCUCUCUCUCUCUCGCUCUCUUAAAAAACAGUAGAAAAACAACUAAAAAAAGGCAAUUCUUUUAUAUACAAUCUACUGAUUAAUGACUCUCUGGGGCAGUUAAGUAGAAAAACAAUUCAAAUGUGUUUAUAGACUUUUAUUUAUCUGAUGUUUAUUCACCAACUUCUUAUUGCGAUUUAUACUUUUUUAUUUCAAUAAGAUUUUAGUUCCUGAACUCAAAAGAGUUUCAUCUGUUUGACCGAGACUAGUAUU